UCAUUGGUAUCAGUGACAGGUCUAACAGGUCAUAGUGCAAUAACACUUUUUAUGAUUCUCUCCCUCCAAAACAAUCAGAAAGAUGAAGCUUACGCAAGAAAAUUCUUCUGCCGCCCUUAGCCACCCGUACUUGUAGAGGAAACGGCCUCUUCCUUCUUAUCUUCUAACGCUCAGCUCGCUCUCUCUCUCUCUCUCUCUCUCUCUCUCUCUCAUUUCAAAGAAACAAAAAAGCAAAGAAAAUGGCGACAGCAAAAAUAUUCUCUCUAUUCCCACUCCUGCUAUUCGCCGUCUCCUUCUUAUCUUCUAACGCUCAAUCCUUCGACGUUCGCAAACAUCUUGCCACCGUUACCAGAUAUGAUUUUGUGAGAGAUGUCAACGACAAUGCCUAUGUGGCUUCUAACAUUCCAGAUGGAUGUAGUGUAAUCCACUUAAAUCUCGUGGCAAGGCAUGGAACUCGUGCUCCUACGAAGAAACGCAUCAAAGAAUUAGACAGAUUGGCAAUUCAUUUGGAAACUCUUCUUGGUGAUGCAAAACAUGAGGCACAGGGAGACGGUAUCUCUUUGCAGAAAAUCCCCAACUGGUUUUGGGGAUGGCAGUCUCCUUGGAAAGGGAAACAAAUAGGCGGGGAACUUGUCAGCAAGGGAGAGGAGGAACUGUAUCAUCUUGGAAUUAGAAUCCGGGAGAGAUUUCCAGAGUUGUUUAGUGAGGAAUAUCACCCAGACAUCUUCUCAAUCAGAGCAACCCAGGUUCCCCGAGCAUCAGCCAGUGCGAUUGCAUUUGGCAUGGGCCUAUUUUCUGGUAAGGGAGGUCUUGGACCAGGGAAGCAUCGUGCUUUUGCUGUGACCAGUGAGAGCCGUGCAAGUGAUAUACAUCUGAGAUUUUACGACACUUGCAUUAUGUACAAGGAAUUUAGGGAAAGUCAGGAACCUGCUGUUGACAAGCUUAAAGAACCUACUUUGGAUGAGAUUUCCUCUGCAUUGGCCACACGCUACCAUCUGAACUUCACAAGACAAGAUGUUGCUUCCCUUUGGUUUCUAUGUAAGCAGGAAGUGUCUUUACUGGACAUAACCGACAGAGCUUGUGCCCUUUUCACUCGUUUUGAGGUUGAGUUGCUUGAGUGGACAGAUGAUUUGGAGGGGUUCAUAUUAAAGGGAUAUGGUAAAUCAAUAAAUUAUCUGAUGGGAAUACCGUUGCUCAAAGAUGUAGUUCAGUCCAUGGAGCAGGCUAUUGUGGCUAAAGAAGAACAACAUAACCCUGGCACUUCCGAAAAGGCGAGGCUUCGAUUUGCACAUGCGGAGACUGUUGUACCAUUCACUUGUCUGCUUGGUCUCUUUCUCGACAGAUCCGAGUUCGAACAAAUACGAAGAGACCAACCCUUGGAGCUGCCUCCAAAGCCUCCUAAGGAAAGAAACUGGAGGGGAAACAUACUUGCACCAUUUGCUGGGAAUAACAUGCUAGUGUUGUACAACUGUCCUGGCAACAAUUCUAAAAGUGUCUCAUCAGGAGCUGAUAGAAGCAAGUAUUUUGUUCAAGUUCUGCACAAUGAAGCUCCUGUUCCCAUUCCAGGUUGCGGUAAUACCGACUUCUGCCCAUUUGACGUUUUCAAGGAAAAAAUCGUUAAUCCUCAUUUGGAGCAAGACUACAAGUUGCUCUGCAACUCGAAGACUGAACCACCCAAGUCAGAAUCACCAAAUCCCCGUUCUGUUGCCUGGUCUUCUGAGAACUUGUUGCUGUUAGUGCUGAUCCAACCUCUCCUGCUUGGGAUCUUUGUUCUUCUGUUUUGCAGCCGCAUGGCGUUAAGAUGUAUUGAUCGGUGUAGGAGAUAUCAUAAUUAUUCUCGACAUGUAUGCUAACGUACAUGGGAUUCACAUGUUGCCCAUGCCAUCACCAGAGUGCGCCAUACGCUAUUUGUUUUAUAUUGUCUUAUUUCUCUAUGAAAGUAAAUACUGGAAACCAGGUGAUACAUGGAAAACUAAGUCUGCAGAUAUCUCAGCAUAUCAUUUUGACAUGUGGCAGUCAUCAUUUUGGUUAAAAUGGCAUCCUGCUUAGAUGAUGUGGUGUCCACAACUCUAUGGUUUCAUACCUUUUUUUUUUUUGGAAAAGAAAAGGGCAAAUGAUAAGAGUACUGUGGGCUGUAUUGAAAUUCCUAUACAAUCUAACUUAAGUGCUUGUGAAAACUGGAAAUGCUUUCUAGGCUUUAGCUGGUAUUAGCAUAAACUUGUUAUUUAGAUAUAGAGGAUGCUGAAAUCUGUACGCCUUAAAAGUCCAUUGCCUCUCUUCA
Messenger RNA from Magnolia sinica, 2281 nucleotides. RefSeq lists its product as uncharacterized. The transcript has 12 exons. The record is from RefSeq and is a predicted model, not a curated record. The coding region runs from base 240 to 1853 and encodes 537 amino acids. Gene Ontology annotation, molecular function: inositol phosphate phosphatase activity; acid phosphatase activity. Lineage: Eukaryota; Viridiplantae; Streptophyta; Magnoliopsida; Magnoliales; Magnoliaceae.